AUGAACGCUGGUGGUGAGAAAAUUUAUGACGGCGAAGAUAAGACUCAAUUUGUAGAUGGGGAAGUAGUACUAACAACACAUAGAAUUUUAUGGGGUAAACCCGGUGAUAUACCGAAAGGACUGACAUGUUUGUCGCUUCCAUUGUAUUAUGUAUUUUGUUUGGAAGAAGAAAGCGGAGGGGUUUUUGGUCUUGGUGGUCCAAAACGGAUUAUACUACAUUUAGGUCCUGCUUUACCAGGUAAAAGGCCAGGCCCAGCAGUAGUAAGCCCAUAUCACUUUGUAAAGUUCUCUUUCAAAGAUGGUAUUGACCCAGUAUUUUAUAAGGCACUAAGUGAUGCUGUUAAUAGUAAAGCAUGGGAAAUACCAUCCCCAGUAGCAUCUCCCACAAGUGGUGAAUAUUCAGGCGCUACAACUAAGUCCCCAACUACCCCAGUCAACUCAAAAAUUAGAUCAGGUAUAGUUGGCAUUGAAAGAAGUAUAGAGGAACAGCAUAGAGCAACAGAUGAAAGCAUUACUGUGGCAUUCCAAGAUUUGAAGAAGCUUAUGGAAAAGGCUAAGGAAAUGGUCACCAUAUCUAAAACUAUAUCAACAAAAAUAAGGGAAAAACAAGGUGAUAUAUCAGAGGAUGACACUGUUAGGUUUAAAUCCUACCUAAUGAGUUUGGGAAUUGAUGAUCCAGUUACUAGAGAUGCUUUCAGAUCGGACUCUGAUUUCUAUCUGAAUUUGGCUCAACAGAUAUCAGACAUGAUGGUAGCAGUUUUAAUGGAAUGUGGUGGUAUCAUGUCAUUAGCUGAUGUCUGGUGCAGGGUGAAUAGAGCAAGAGGUUUGGAGCUGAUUUCUCCAGAGGACUUAUUGAAUUCUUGCAAGCUGCUUCAAACAAUUGGUGCCCCAAUGUCCCUUCGAAAAUUUCCUAGUGGUGCCUGUGUUUUACAAUUGAAUAGUCAAAGGGAUGAAGAGAUUGCAAAAGUAACUAGUCAAUUGAUUGAAGAAAAUGGAUCACUUACACCAGUGAAGCUAUCUCAACUGGCUAAUGUCUCCAUUCUACUUGCUCGGGAGAGGCUUUUCACAACAGAACGUCUUGGGCUAGCCUGUAGGGAUGAAUCAAUAGAAGGCCUUGCAUUCUAUCCUAACCUGCUGCUUAGUAAAGCUGCA
This is a messenger RNA of Iphiclides podalirius (scarce swallowtail), 1152 nucleotides long. The record is from the annotation of a GenBank genome assembly. Lineage: Eukaryota; Metazoa; Arthropoda; Insecta; Lepidoptera; Papilionidae.